UUUUGCUUAAAGAGCAAGAGCAAGCUGUUCAAGGUUGAUUUUGCAAUGCUUUUCUAAUUCUGCUUAAAUUAAUUACUAAAAUUACUGUAUCUUUGACAGAAGAAAAUUAAGUGAUUGAUCGCAGUGAAUUGUGUUUAUGUUGAGUCUGAGUGGAAAAUCUUCCAUUUAAAGGAUAAAUGAUACUUUCAAAUGCCGUAAAUUAAAUGGACAGUUCCAAACGUCAGCACAAACUGUCGAAAUCCUCCAAAAAGAUCAAAAAGGUAGACUCUAAAGAGUCGUCUUCGAACCUAGAAUUGAAGUCCAGAUUCGAGCGUUUACUGAAAGAAGAAUCCAAGUUAGAUAAAGAAAUAGCGGAACUAGAAAGCCAUGGUGUUACGACCGACCUCCACCCGCAGAUGGACGCUCUGCACGAGUACAACGAAAUGAAGGAUCUGGCUCAGGUGAUUCUGGGAUACUUGGCCGAUGCUGAACAUGUCACUGUAUCAGAGCUGCACAAGAGGUUCGAUCUGCCGUUGGAUUAAUUGAAUAUCUGCUGGAUUAGUAAGCCCAGCCGUUAUUCUGGAACAAUCCACGCUCAUCUCUAGCUAUCAGCUCGUCACGCCUACUUGAGGUUUAUAUAGGAACGAAUAAACUACAUUUUCAUAUAAACGAUGUCCGAUACUUCGGAGGAUACCAUACAAUCAGACAGAACAAGUGAAAAAGAAGAAAGCGUUUGUAGAGAUUUUGCCCGCGGUUUGUGCGAUAGAAAAUUUUGUAAAUACAAGCACGAGAACGAAACCAAGCUGUUGAAUUUUUGCCACGAUUUUCAGAACUAUAUCUGCCCCAGACCAUUUUGCAAAUUUAUCCACUGUUCUACCGACGAAGUGGACCAGUACAAACGCACCGGUCAAAUGUCAGCCCAAAUCUUAGCCGAAGCCACCAGGAAGAAUCAGAUGCCUGGUAGUCCCCCGGUUUGUAAUCAGUUCAAAAGGGGCCAGUGUCGCAGGCCGCACUGUAAAUACCGUCAUAUCACCAAGGAUCAAGAAGAAGCCGAAAUCGCUGGAUUAGUAAACGGCGAGCAGAAAAAAGUACAAUCUAUUGUUAUUACCAAUAACAUGUCCGAACCCCAAUUGGUCACAUUAGAAUCACUACGAGGAGUGUUUAGAAGAAAUGGAGUUACUUUCGAUGACUACAAAGACGAAGGUCUGCCAGUAGUAAAAAGACGAUUCAUAACUACUCAGGAACCGGAAAUUUUAGCAUGUGAUAUCGUGGAAACUGGGACGGCGAGACCUCUUUUCAAAGGAUACUUCGCGGGGAAUCCCCCACCACCUAUGUUGACCAGAGCUGACGCGAGGACUCUAAUGCUAGAAGAAGAAAACAAUAUAUUGCACAAAGAAAUAGCACAGCUGAAGAAACAGGUGUCGGAUCUAACGGCAACUAACGAAUUCCUUUUAGACCAAAACGCUCAAUUGCGUGUCAGCGGCAAGCGUAACGGUACCGUCAACGUACCAGCUGUCAGUUUAACCAACACCCCUACACCCCAAGUGAAUAGAACUGUUAUCGCUAGCGUGGCAACAGUUCCAGUGUCUUUGGCUACUGUUUCGACUUGUAAUCCUGUCUCGGGGAACCAUUCGGUGUCCAUAGCUGGUUGCCCAGCUGUCAGUAUGGCACCAGCCCAAAUUUUAGCAAACAGUCAACAAAUAUUGGUGACUACAAAUCCCACCACCCAACUAGCCAUCGCGAACAGCUCCCAAGCACAACUGGCCAUAGCUCAACAGAAUCUCGCUACGAACCUAGCCGCUGCGCAGCAAGCGGCGCAACCACAGCUGACUUCACAAGCGCAGCAGCUCGCGUUGGCCACCACUACGCAGCAGUUGACGUCGCAGGCGCAGCACAUGGCCAAUCAGCAGCUCGCUUUAGCCAGCGCUGCUGGAUCACAAUUGACGACUCAAACGCAGCAAAUAGCGUUGGCUAAUAACGCGCAAGCGCAGCAGCUGGCUUUGGCAGCAGGGACGAAUCAGCAGUUGACGUCUCAGGCUCAACAAUUGGCAUUAGCCAGUACCAACCAGCAACUAACCUCCCAAGCUCAACAGCUGGCACUGGCCAGCACCAACCAGCAACUCAACUCGCAGGCGCAGCAGCUCACCGUGACCAACGUCCCUCCCCAACUCGCGCUGGCCAGCACCAAUCAACAGCUGUUGGCCCAACAAAACCUGGCCUCCGAAAUCCACAGGAACACCCAGAUCAACGCGAUCAGUACGUCGCAAGCGAUCGCGAUGUCGAACGCUGCCUCCCAGCCGAUGGUCUCAUAUCCGAUAAUGACUCAAAGUAUUAACCACGCUCUGACGCAUUAGUUGACGGGUUUUGUGGAUUUGACCAUAGAUAUCAUUCCCAUUGAUAGGUUUUCUUAAGUGCAUCGCCCGCUUUCAGCAAGGAGGAACUCGUCUUUAUACACUCACAGACAAAAAUAUUGCGUAUACUAUGAUCGCCUGCAUCUUUCUAGGCAUUCUUCGCAGGUCUUGGAUGGCUACUUGCUAAAGUCGAUUCCAUUCCUAAUCUGCAGCAAUUCUUAAUUCUGCAACUGAGUUUGGGGUUGGAUUUCUUGUUCGUAUACGUCGUUUUAAAAUUUUCCAUGCGUGAUCUAUGGAAUUUGUAUCAGGACUCAUUGGUGGUCAGACUAGAGCCUCAAUUCCAACAUCCUCAAUAUAUUGUAUGACUGUUCCUGCGAAAUUAUCAUAACGUUGUUUGGGAGAAAUUGUGGUCAUGGUUUAUAAGUAUAACGGUAAAACUUACCUCCACAAAUGAUUAUAGCACGAUUGAAGGCAAGCAUGGUAAACGUUAUAGAUCAUGACUUAGGAAUAUAAAAACAAAAAAAAUACAAUUUCAUGUGGAACACUCAAAGAAAAAGUUAUAAGAAUAAUAAAUUCUCUUUGCUGAAAGUGAUGAUAAGUUGUUUUCAUUGUUUGUUUAUAGAUAUUAUGGCGUUUCUAUCUUAGUUGACACAUUUGACUCUUGUGCUACCAUGUUUACACCAAUGCCGCUACUUCAAACUAUCUCUUCAAGCAAAUUGAUUUUCAAAUCACUUCUGAUGAUUCAUUACUGCGAAUUCAUAGGUUUUCACAAUCUGCCAAUAGACACUAACCAGAGACUUGUUAAGCAAAGUGGGAAUGAGUGACUAGGUGAAUGGUGAAUCAAAACGAAGGGUAACGGAUGCCAUAAGCUUCUAGACACGUUUGACAAUCUAUACUUUGUUUCACGUUAAGAAUAGAACGUUACGCUUAUGGAGAUCAGUGUUGCCAAACCUCUCGGGCACGGGUGGCUACUCGACUGCCGACAUACGAUUCAUUCUAAUCAGUACGGCGUCGCAUCGGCGCUUCUAUCAUUCAUAAGAAAUACAUGGGGUUAUCUCCGCAAUGUUCUAUUCUUAACGUGAAUAGUAACGUCUAUAGUCACCGAAAAAGUGUAUUUGUUCUACUAGAAUGAAGAAACAAUUAAUUUUAAAUACUACACAAGAUGUCCCGGACGUGUUUAUGCCAGUAUUCGACUUUGUGGGCCUCCCUGCACAUUUGAAAAUGUUGUUUAAAAUGUACUUUGUCCAUAAUUGUUUGAGAAAUUUGUCUAUUUCUGUUUUGCACUGUUCGCAGUCAUCUAACUGACAGAUUUCGUAGACCUUCUCGGUUUCUUCUGUUUCUUGGAGUUCCUCGAUAAAGUUUCUUCACUUAUUGUCCUUGUGGCAUUCUUUCCACGCGAACAGUCUGUCUGCUCGUCACCAAAUGAUGUGUAUUUUUAUAAAACAAGUAGGUUACCUAUCAGAAGAUGCUUAUCCAUCUGUAUAAAAAGUUCAACCUUAGUCAUAUUUUAUAUUUUCAACAAUAUUUCCAUUUCUAGUGCUGUUGGACUUGUCCAGUUGAUGCUCUUUGAUUUUUAGGUGGUUCUCAGUGUUAAAUUUGCUUAGAUUACUACUUUUGCCCUAUGAUCUGUUCUGCUUCACUUUCAGUCCCUUAUUUCCUUUAC
Molecule: messenger RNA, 3993 nt
Organism: Diabrotica virgifera virgifera (western corn rootworm)
Lineage: Eukaryota; Metazoa; Arthropoda; Insecta; Coleoptera; Chrysomelidae
Product: zinc finger CCCH domain-containing protein 10
Exons: 10
Coding region: 651-2333 (560 amino acids)
Molecular function (GO): metal ion binding
Source: RefSeq, a predicted model, not a curated record